Molecule: messenger RNA, 753 nt
Organism: Didymodactylos carnosus
Lineage: Eukaryota; Metazoa; Rotifera; Eurotatoria; Philodinida; Philodinidae
Source: the annotation of a GenBank genome assembly
AUGUCAUCAUAUCGACCUGAUCAACAUUAUACAAAUCAAGCACAAGGAGAACCUACGGAUGAAUUUUUGGCACAAGUGUUUCGAAGGGUUGAUACAGAUCGUUCGGGUUCAAUUACAGCUAAUGAAUUAGGAUCUGCCUUGUCAAAUGGAACAUGGACACCAUUUAAUCCGGAAACUGUUCGAAUGAUGAUUGGUAAGCAUCAACGAAAUAUAAUUGUAAUGUUACAUCUGAAACUAAAUCGAUCUACUACAAUUAAUCUUGAUGAAUUCAAAAGUUUAUGGCAUUAUAUUCUGCAAUGGGAACGGGCAUUUCGCGGUUUUGAUAAAGAUCAGAAUGGAUCGAUAGAUAAAACAGAAUUUAGAGAUGCAUUAACUACAUUUGGAAUGUUUGAUCAGGAUCAAUCAGCUACGAUCGACUUUCAAGAAUUCAAAUCCUUAUGGAAAUAUGUUUCCGAUUGGGAACGUUGCUUUAGAACAUUUGAUCUUGACCAUUCUGGAACAAUCGAUAAACAUGAGUUAAAAACAGCAUUGGCAUCAUUUGGUUAUCGUUUAUCCGAUCGUUUUUAUGAUUUGUUGAUAAAAAAAUUUGAUCGCUCAGCACGUGGCACUGUAGCAUUUGACGAUUUUAUACAAGCAUGUGUUUCAAUACAAACAUUAACAAACGCAUUUCGACAUUUUGAUCGUCAGCAAAAUGGUUAUAUUACAAUUGGAUAUGAAGAUUUUUUAUCCUUGGUGUUCAGUCUUAAAAUGUAA